ACACAAAUUAAAAUUAAAGUAGUGUCCUCUGUUGAAGCUUCCUUGAAACUAGGGUUAGAGUUCUCUCUUGCGGGUAACAGCGAAUCCAGUUGACUGUGUCAGCAAAUUAAUAGCCUAAUUUCAUCGAAGUAAAAGGUGUGACGAAUUAAAAUAGGAAUAAUUGUGCGAAAUAGAAGCAACGAAGAAAGUGAGGAAAAAAAAACAUUUGUCGGAAGUGUGGUUAGAAUCGCGUUCUUGUAACGGCGCAUGUCGCCACCUAUUGUUGAUCUGACAGGAUCUUGUGUAGUUACGGUGAAAGCUAUUGGAUCUUCCGUACGUUUCGUGAGAAACUGAAAAGCGGUCAAUCGGUUUCUGGAUUCUAUGAAUCUUAUCGAAAUUCAGUCGAGAGGGUCGUGUCGAGCCAGAGAUUGUUCUGGAUACGAAAAAGGGAAAUUUCAUCAGAAAUUUCGUCUACUUUUGGAGUAGAUGCGUUCGAGGCCAGACAUGGCGGCGAUUCGAUGAACCAAUUACAGCAGCGCUCUCUUAGACGAUCAGAUAUUGUAAAUUCCCCUUAUAUUCGCGUCAGUGAAUGAUUCUGUACUUAUUUUGAUCGUUAUUGGUAAUAAACCGUGCACUUAUCAUUACGGGAAAGUGAUAUCCGUACGCCGACGCGGAGGUAGAAGCCACGCAAGAUCGUACCGAGACGUUAAUCAUGAAGGAAUUGUGUUUGGUCACGUGACCGUAGCCGAAAAAUGGCGCAAAGAUCAGAGUACAAACAUGGGUUCCAUUUCAUUGCUACGGUGUCAUUUGUAUUUGUUUACAAGCGCGCGUUACCACAAACCACGUGUUAAGUAAGUGCCAUUUCGUUGACAGUGUGUGACAGACAAUGACGGGGAGAGGGACGAAGAGACGGGGCCGACCCCCGAAGUCGGUGGUCAUGGAAAGGCCCAAAAAGUUUCAGUACCAUCUUAUGAAGAAGCCGAAAUACUUACAAAACAAGGGUUCAGAAACGACAGGCUCACAGCCGAGUACGCCGACACCCUCGAGACCUUCAUCGCCGGUCGAAAGCGAGGACAGCAGAAGGAGCACACGAACUCGAAAAUCUCGUGGAGCCAGAGACAGGCAUUCACGCAAAGGUGGUCAUUCAGGUGCAGCAUAUCAACGCCGAGGUUACAAUCCAAAUGUGGACUAUCACGACUCUGAGUAUCAUUAUGGCUCGGACUUUGGUGACGAGUCCAGUGAAAAAAGUGAAGUUGAAGAGGAUAUUCUACAAAGCGACGUGGAAUCAUCUGAAAGUAUAGAGGAACCUGAUCCCUCCAGUGACAGUGACUUUUCUCUUUCAAGUUAUAGUAAUACCAGUGGGACACCCCGCAAAACAUUGCUAAGCCAACAAAGACCGCCGAGUCCAGAACCGUUGUGGCUUCAAAACAGGGAACUGCCACCAUUGAAUUUACCUAAAUCGUCGGAUGACCUACUAGCACCUAGAGAAUUUGUAAUGCCAUCUUUGUGUAUUUACGAAGUAUUGAGACAUUUCCGUACUUUAGUACGGCUCUCAGCCUUCAGAUUUGAAGACUUCUGUGCAGCUUUGAUAUGCGAGGAUCAAACCAACCUGUUAGCUGAGAUACACAUUAUGCUUAUCAAAGCUCUUCUCAGAGAAGAAGAUUCUCAGCAGACACACUUUGGUCCUCUUGAUCAAAAAGACUCUGUGAACGUUAGUUUAUAUUUUGUGGAUUCUAUGACUUGGCCAGAAGCUUUACGUUCUUAUGUAGAAAGUGAUAAGUCAUUUGAUCAAAAUAUUUUACAUAUUUUGUCCAAUUGUGAAUAUCCUUUUACCUCUAUCGAAGAUAGACUUAAGGUGCUACAAUUUUUGACAGAUCAGUUUUUAAUUACAAAUCCAGUAAGGGAAGAUCUGCUACAUGAAGGUACAACAAAUGGAAAUAUGCUCUACGAUGAUCACUGUAGAGUGUGUCAUCGUCUGGGAGACUUACUGUGCUGUGAAACCUGUCCUGCAGUGUUUCACUUAGAAUGUGUUGAACCUCCUUUGGUUGAUGUUCCUACCGAAGACUGGCAAUGUAGUACAUGCAAAGCUCACAAAGUGACUGGAGUUGCCGAUUGUAUACCUGAUGUGGAGAAAAAUGGUUCACUAUGUCGUCAAGAACAUCUAGGAUUUGAUAGACAUGGUAGAAAGUAUUGGUUUCUUACGAGAAGAGUUUUUGUUGAAAGUGAGAAUGGCGAAGUUUGGUAUUACAGCACACCCUUACAACUAGAGGAGUUAAUGCGUUGUUUAGAUCGCAAUGAAAUGGAAGUAGCACUUUAUAGAGAAUUAUCAGAUUACAAAGAUGAAAUUAUAAGACAAAUGGAGCUUACAGAACAGAUUACUAACCAGUACAAGGGUAACAAAAAAUCGUAUUUGGAAGUGGAAAACAGUCUGAUACAAAAGUUGCAAAAAGAACGACAAGAUAAACAAGAAAAGGAGGAAGAAGAAAAGAAGGAGAAACAAAGGCAAGAAGCUGAAGAGAUGGUAAGAAGAAUACAUGAAGGUACAGAUUCUCUUGAAGAACGACUAGCAGCCGUCACUGGACCAGAAGAAGGGAAGUCAUCUGAAGAGUUAAAUGCUAAGGAAAGUGCUCAGAAAACGGAAAAUAUGGAAGUAGAUAGUGUUGGUAAUACUUUAACAGACGGAGUAAGUAAAGAUGCAAAAGCGAGUACAUCGUCAUCGUCCGAAGAAAUUGAAGAAGACAUAUUAGAGGAAGAAGACGGUAUUUCAAAGAUUGGUAAAGAUGGGAAAAAGCAUACUAUUGUGACUAGAUCAAAAACAGGGUCUUUACAGCCUAGAACGUUUAAUAUGGAUGACAUAAAGAAACGCAACUCCGGCCCGUUGUCAAAGGAAGAGCUAGAGAAGCUAGAUAAAAGUUUGAAAGACGAGGGAGAUGGUACAAGGUUAACAAGACAGAAAGCUCAUCAAAUAGCUUCUGGCACGCAUCUGUUCAAAUUGGGAAUGGACAAUAGUUUUAAAUCAUACGUAAAUCAGUACAGCACCAACCCAAUUGCUUUGAACAAAGCUCAGCGCAACGAAGAACGCGACAAAAAGAGGCAUUUAUCACAUAAAUUUUCGCUUACUCAAGCCUCUGAAUUUAAAUGGGUAGGAAGUUUGACAGGCACUCGGGCGCUUUUAGUAAGCACGCUUCGUCAAACAAUUUUACAGUUAGAGAGCAACAUUCAAUCGUCGUUUAUGCAUACAAAUUGGCCUCUUUUACGUAAACCUUGGACUACGGCGGUAGGAGCUUGCGUCAAUCCCAGAGAUUUCGCACGUGCUCUUAUCGUGCUUCAAGCAUGCAUCAAAUCGGUAGUGUUUGCUAGCGUGUGGCAUGAGCAACUAGGACAUGUGAAGUUGCAGAGAGUAACGGCUCUUGAACGAGAAGAAAAGAAACGACAAGAUAAAAAGGAUAAAAAGGAGAGAGAAGACGAAGAAGAACGCAAUCGUCUGUUCAACUUCGUGAAAUACACGUUAGGCUUGAAGCAUCAGGUCUGGAAACAAAAAGGAGAAGAGUAUCGCGUGCACGGUCAAGGUGGCUGGUUAUGGAUAUCUGCCAGUCGCCGCUACAGAUUUGCAGAUAUGUCGAAGUUGGGUCUUCGGAAUGGCCCCCAGAAAAUUAUGGUACAAAUCAAAGAUCAGGAAGGAUUAAAAAUAUUAGCUCUGGAUCCUCCUACCUACGAAUUCCUGAUGAAAGAAUAUUGCCCUUCUAAGAAAGAGGAGAAUCAGACAAACGUUAAAGUGAAAGAGGAAAUUAAAGAGGAAGAAUCAUCGAAGGAUACGUCGACCAACGUGCCCGUAAAGCAAGAAUGUAAAGAAGAAAAAGAUGUAAAAACAGAAGCAAAUGAAGAAAAUCAAAGCAACACGGGAACAGUUGCGAAAACGGAGGAGACGGCGACGAAGACAGAAUCGGAAUCGAUUAAGCAAGAAACCAAAAUGAAUUUAUCAUUUUUAGCCGGUAUGAAAAUUGAGAAAGUGUACACACCCAUCAAAGAAUUCGAAGAAAUCGAUAUUACCAAGGCACUAACUACUAAUGGAAGGCUUCAUUACCCAAAAAUUGCCAAGAAAACUCGGAUCGAUGAUUUCCUGGCGCGUAGGACACAUUUGAAACUUUUGGAAGAAAGAAGAUUACUACAAUCUGAAAAAUCAAAAGAGUUAUUGAGUCAAUCUACAAAUCAAAAAGUAGAUGGUGAUUCUGAAGUCGAUGUUGAAAAUAACGAGGAAAGCGAUACUGAUGGAGGUGAUAAUUCCUUACAAAAUAUUUUAGCUGGGAAACAACCUAAAGCAACUACCGAAAUGUUGGCAGCGGUAGGAAAACGUAUUCAGCAGGUUAAAACCCAGUACGGGAAUAUAAUUAAACUUACUAAAAAUACCAGCUGUUAUUCGCGAUAUUGCAACAUGACGGCACAGCCUGGAAAAAUUACGAUCACAACGCAAAGCUUAACUUCCACCUGUUAUUCUCCCAUAUGUAUGCAAAAAGCGAAAUUGAAACUCGAUCUUGUCGCGUUGUUGAGAAAAGCGAACACCCUGAAUAAUAAUCAAACGACGUCGAAUUCAUCAACCAGUGUAAAUGCGACACAAACACCGAAGACCUGUUCGAAAACAGAUAGUGACGAAGCUAGAGAUGCAAUUAGAAAGGAUUUAGAAUCCGCCGUGAAAUCCGCGACUCACUGCACGGAAGAAACACCAGCUACGAACGUAAAUCUUUCUUCGCCCCCUAGCAAGAAGUUAAGAGUUGAAUCCAACGCGAGUGCUGAUGAGGCCAAUUCGAGUAAAGCUGAUGCAGUGACGACCAUAACGCAGGAAACUACGAAAACGGUGACUGACGAUGUGCAAAGUGUGCAAGAAAAUGCGACUUCUCAAAAUUCGUCCGAGACCAAGGCCAGCUUGGGUCAAAAGACAACCAUGAUUGUCAAUCGAAGGGGAAGGACUGUACAAAGAUGUGUGAUGGCUAAGGAAUUGAAUGCCGAUGGUUCGGAAAGAGUUUACUCUACUGUUUCGACCGAUGGAAAAAUAUAUUUAAAGAAAGUGGCAAUUUCUUUGGCCGACAGAAAGAAAAAACGUACUCCGGUUAAAUAUCCGUUGUGUUCCACGUUUUGCACAAAAAAUAAACAUCGUAGUAUAUUGUUACUUCCGCAACACGAAUUGCGUAAAUUGGCACGAGUUGGCGGACGAACGCCAGUUCAAGGUUUUCAUCACAUUGCUAAGGCAAAUAUGUCGGUAUGGCCGUAUCCUUGCCCGAGACCAUUAUUUAAAACAUGCUGGUUAUACAGAACAGUUGGUAUAAAAUCAUUGGCUGCAGCGGCCCUUCAACUAAGAAUAUUAUGGGCAUGUCUUCGAUGGGAUGAUAUGGCUGCCAAGCCGUUGUCUACUGAUGGCAAGCAUCAGAUUACGACCGACACAGAAAUUAUGUCGCUGGAAAUACUAAGACACCGUCACGUUGGACAAUUUCUAGAUAAAACACAGUACUUGCGUAGGAAAGUCGUUAUACCUUUGGAACUUCCAAAACAAGUCCGAGAAGUGACAUCCAUAAGGAGUGGAUUAAGAAAACGAAAACGGCCGGAAUCCCCGCAAAGUACCGAGCCACAAGUUACAGAGGAAUGGGUUGAUGAAGACAAGUUGGAGUUAUGGGAGAUCAAACAGUAUGGUGAUAGGUUAGAGAAGGCUAAUGCCCAGAUUAUUACUAGGAGCCGUUCGGGACAGCCACAGACCGCGGUCGGUGCUAAUCGUAACUCGGGGUCGAAUUCCGGACUUGGCGAUCAACUCGUCAGCGGCAAAGCUACCCCUGAGGAGAUUAAAGAAAAGAUGGAGCAGCAGUUACGCAUGCAAAGAGCUGCCCAUCAACAGAAGAGAGCAUUGGAAACUUUGAAAAGUCCAGCUGGUACCGGUUCGCCUACGCAAGUUGUCAAAGUUUCCGCGAACUCUGUUCAUGAUGGGACAAUUAAAUUAGUUUCUAAAGUUGCAAUACCGGCAAAUCCGAACAGUGGGUCAAAGUCUCAGCUGACUUCUCUCUUAACGACACCUGCGCAAAAUAAGACAUUCAUUGGUACAAGACGUAUUUAUAUGGCAAAAUCAUCGGAUGGAACAACAAAAGUUACGGGCGCUACAAGCAUUUUACCGAAAACUCAGUUGCAAACUGGGACUCAGCAGUCUCUGAUUAAAGUUCCUGGUCAGGCAGCGCCUGUACAACAGAUUCAGCAAAAAGUACAGCUGAUCAGAGGACCGGAUGGAAAGUUGCAAGUUCGGGGUCUUAUGCCUGGUCAGCAGUUAGUUCAAAUGCCUGACGGGAAGCUUCAUGUAUUGAACACUGGACAAGCGAUAACUACACUUGCACAAACAAGUGGAACAAGCACGACUACGCAGACAAAGACGACGACGACGACAACCGCAGCUAAAACGACCACAGCGGCUAAUACCGCGGUUAAAGCGAGUCCGGUUAAGGUAAUAACAAGUACUGUGCAACAGACGUCCCAGACUCAAUCUCAACAAACAGUUCAGCGCCCGUCAACGACCACUGUAACUAUUGCUACCACGCCGGCAAAGAAUGCUCUUGUAGUAGCCAAUACUGGGCAGAUCGUUCAAGGUGCACAAGUCAUAUCUUCCGGUGGACAAGUAAUUAGUGGAAAUCAAAUAGUAGUUACGAAUGCCAACUUAGCUCAACAACUUGCAUCAGGCAAAGCUCAAUUAACGACAAUCGGUGGUCACCAAGUGGUGAUUCGUAGCACCCCGACGGGCAAUCAAAUUGUACAUCUAAAUUCAACGAACAGUGGUGUCAUCGUAAAAAAUGCACCGACUAAACAACAUGUCUCCGUGAUCCAAUCUCCUCAAGCAACAACUACGACGACUGUAACAACAACUGAUACGAUUACCACGAGUGUUAGUAGUGUGUCGACGAAUGUAACGUCCGCUACUACAACCACAAUGGUGACAAAUCAGACUUCCACUGCACCAGCACCUGGAAGCAUGGAGGCGUCAUUGUUAGCUGGCCAACCACCCGGAACUGUUAUCAAAUGUGUGACUGCUCAAGUUAUACAGACUACGCAAGGUCCGCGUAUAGUUUUACAAGGUUUACAGGGUGCAGAUUUCACCCCGCAACAGCUUGCUAUGGUACAGCAGCAGGUCAAACAACAAUUGCUCAAAGCACAAGCUGCGACAGGAAAGCAAGGAGUUUUAGGACCUACUAAAAUUUAUUUAGCUGUUCAACCAGCACCCAACAGCCAACAAUCGGUUCAAAGUUCUACAACGGCAAACACUCCAGCUACGCCGGCAGCGAAGCCGCAAACUACACAGCAACCAGUUGUUUCGCCUGCAGCAGCAACCGAGCCUCAAUCAGGAACAGAAACCAUUCCAGAGCUCCCGUCUACGACAUCAAAUUCUCCUGAGAAACCGAAAGUAGUUGUCCAACAAGUUGGACAACCAAAUGUGGUAUCGGAAGAGGAAUCGCAAAAGACGAAUGUGGCUAAUGGUCAGCAGCCUUUACAAUCCUUAAAAGAAGGAAGCGAUUCCUCAGCUAACAAAUUCAUUCUAACGCCCGAUUACAUACAACAAACUAUCAAGAAUGCCUUGAAACAAGAGAACCUUAAUCCGGAGAUAGAAGAGAAACUACUACAGUUGCAACGGUAUCAGGAGAAACAGAUGAAAGGCGGUGUCGAGAACUCUGUGACUACUAACCAAACUCAUACGACGCCCACAGUUAUAACUCCACGUAUCCCGUCUCGUAAAAGACCAGCACCCGCUAACAUUCCAACGACGAUUUCAUCUACAAACGCCCAAAUGACGAUAAACGACAAAGACACGGAAUGGGACAGUCCUAGAAAGAAACCUGCGUUAAAACAAGAUGCUCGUGAAGCUCCAAAAGUGCAAAAAGUUGAACUAGCAGAGAAUGAGACUACACCACAGAAACGGGCAGCGAAGUUAAAAGACAGUCAGGAGCAGCGAAGAAAGCAACAGGUGCAUUCGAGAAUGCAAGUUUUAUUGUUCAGACAUAAAGAGCUAUUGAAAAAAGAUAUUCUAAAAAAGCGAGCAUUACUUGAAAAGGAAUUACAGAUAGACAUUCAGAAAGAUUUAUCGGCGGAACUGGCCUCGAGAACGAAGGCAGAAAGGCACAAGCAAGACGAAGUGAAGGUCGGUAGCGCGAAGCGUAAGGCAAACGCUCAAGUCGCUCAGCAAGUGAGUCCACCGAACAGAGGUGGAAGACCAAAGAAGUAUAAAGCACAAGGAAAUAAUACCACACCGCCUGGUGCUUCAACUGCGGCAGCGGCGAAUAGAAUUAAGAAAGAGAAAUUGUACUGUCUCUGCAGAACACCGUACGAUGAAACGAAGUUUUAUGUGGGAUGCGAUCUCUGUAACAAUUGGUUCCACGGAGAUUGUGUCGGGAUUACCGAAGAAAUGUGUAAAACUCUUUCAGAAUUCGUUUGUACAGAAUGCAGACACGCAAGAGACACGCAAGAGUUAUAUUGCCUAUGUAAACAACCUUAUGACGAAUCUCAAUUUUAUAUUUGCUGCGACAAAUGUCAGGAUUGGUUCCACGGUCGGUGUGUCGGUAUCUUACAAUCAGAAGCGGAUAACAUCGAUGAAUACGUCUGUCCAAAUUGUCAACGAAAUUCUUCUGUCAACUUUGCUAACAUGAAAAAUCUUAAUGCGAAAGAUCUGGAUUUGUUAAAAAAACUAAUUAAGCAAAUACAAGCACACAAGAGCGCUUGGCCGUUCAUGGAACCUGUAGAUCCGAACGAGGCACCCGACUAUUAUAAAGUUAUAAAGGAACCUAUGGACUUGCAGACUAUAGAACUGAGGAUAAAUGACAAGUCUUACAAAAAGUUAAGUGAAUUCAUUGGCGACAUGACGAAAAUAUUUGACAACUGUCGUUAUUACAAUCCGAAAGAAUCGCCCUUCUUUAAGUGCGCAGAAUCCUUAGAAACUUAUUUUGUUCACAAGAUUAAAAGUUUGAGAGAAAAGUUCUCUGAAGGAAAGUAAGCAAAAGAGAGAAGAGAUAUGAAAAAAGAAGAAAUAAGAGAACUGUAACUGGAAACGAGUGACAGUGUGAAAAAGGUCAAACAAUUUAACGUGAGCAUCAACAUUUUGUGUAACAGCAAAAAUGACUUGUGCCAGUAGAAAAGAGACAUUCGAAGUAGCCAUAAAUGUGUAAGAGUAGAACAUAUAAGUUCACUAUUUAUUAGAUUUGUGACAACGUUUGAUUGUGUCUUCGCAAGAGCAAACCUUAUUUGAGUCGUGCUGUACAGUGAAUUUUGAAUCGGAACUUACACGUGGUAAGAUUUUAAAUCUUUAACAAGCACACACACAAAACAGUUAAAAUAAUAUUCAACUAAUGACAAUCGUUAUGAAAACGAUUUUCCCGGCUAGCUACAAAGUCAACAAACAUUAAAAUUUGGUAUAACAGUAUACAUUAUAUUAAUCAAUUCAAUCUUUUAGUUGUAUGCGACAAUAAAAUAUUAAUUUAUCUAAUAUCACAGUGCUUUCAUAUCUCUUU
Messenger RNA from Ceratina calcarata, 9500 nucleotides. RefSeq names its product nucleosome-remodeling factor subunit NURF301 E(bx) (gene E(bx)). The record is from RefSeq and is a predicted model, not a curated record. Gene Ontology annotation, molecular function: RNA polymerase II cis-regulatory region sequence-specific DNA binding. Gene Ontology annotation, cellular component: NURF complex. The coding region runs from base 866 to 8986 and encodes 2706 amino acids. NCBI's taxonomy places the organism in Eukaryota, Metazoa, Arthropoda, Insecta, Hymenoptera, Apidae. The transcript is spliced from 27 exons. Gene Ontology annotation, biological process: regulation of transcription by RNA polymerase II.